This is a messenger RNA of Penicillium longicatenatum, 1158 nucleotides long. Its product is annotated as sterol 24-C-methyltransferase. The transcript is spliced from 2 exons. The coding region runs from base 1 to 1158 and encodes 385 amino acids. NCBI's taxonomy places the organism in Eukaryota, Fungi, Ascomycota, Eurotiomycetes, Eurotiales, Aspergillaceae. Gene Ontology annotation, molecular function: sterol 24-C-methyltransferase activity. The record is from RefSeq and is a predicted model, not a curated record. Gene Ontology annotation, cellular component: endoplasmic reticulum. Gene Ontology annotation, biological process: ergosterol biosynthetic process.
AUGAAGGCUAAGGCUUCGGAAGAAGCCCCGCUUCUCAAGUCGGUCCGCUCUCUCAACGAGAGGUCGAUCGAAUCGCGCGGUGGUAUCGUUGCUUUAUGUGCGAAAAAUCGUAUGACCCAUAAGUCAACGGUGGCGAAGUAUUUUGAGUACUGGGAUAGCAGCCCAGAGGGCGCCGAAGCCGUCAGGGCCAUCCGGAGCGCAAACUACGAUGCCGUAGCAAAGUGCCUUACUUUGAAAUACUUCUCCAGCUACUAUGAUACGGUCACGGAUAUUAUCGAGCAUCUAUGGGCAAGCUCCUUGCAUCUUUUUACCCUCAAAAAAGGUGAAACGAUGCGUGAAGCUGCUCGUCGUCAUGAGCAUAGCCUAGCCUGUUACGCUGGGAUCAUAAGGGACGCAUACGUUCUCGAUGUCGGGAGUGGAGUUGGAGGCCCAGCCAGAGAGAUCGCUCGAUUCACAGAAGCAAGAGUCCUGGGGAUCAAUUUGAAUGAGUACCAGAUCGGCCGCGCUAUUCGGUAUACCGAACGGGAUGGGUUGAGCGACAGAGUCAACUUUAUUAAAGCAGACUUCAUGAAGAUGCCCCUGCAGUCGCAGUCAGUUGACUGUGCUUAUUCGAUUGAAGGCACAUCCUACGCGCCGAACCUCGAAGGUGUCUAUUCUGAGAUUUAUCGAGUACUGAAGCCAGGGGGGAAGUUCGCUGCUUACGAGCUCAUUAUGACAGAAAGGUUCGACAAAAAUAAUCCCACGCACUGUGCAGUUCAUCUCAAUCUUGAAAAAGGCAUGGGUAUUCCCAACAUGGUACGUACGUCUGACGCCGUCGAUGCUCUGAGGCGCGCGGGCUUCGAGGUUGAGAUAGCAGAAGACCUUGCAGAUCAUUACAGCGACAUUCCAUGGUAUUACCCAUUCCGACUAUCCUUCAAAUGGAUGUUUUCACUCAGUGAUACUCUUCGUUGUGCGUAUAUCACAGUUUUGACUCGCUCGCUGCUAGUGGGGGGAUUUGCCUACUAUUUGGCCAUUCUAGGCGAGUGGUUUGGUAUUCUGCCGCCAGCAACAAUCCAGGUGCUCCUGAACUUGGCGGACUUGAACGUUGCCCUUGUAGAGGGUGGUGAGAAGGAGAUAUUUACGCCCGUUUUCUUGAUCGUGGCGCGAAAACCUUAUUGA